CAGACGGCUCGGGACUGGACCGCGAGCACAGGCCGAUCCGCGGGCGCCUUGAAUCCCCGCGGGACCCCCGCCCAGCUCGCCCGCCGGGUCCAGCCGCCUGCGCGCCCCACCGGUAGCUCUCCCCCCGUGCAUCUCCAUCAGCGAGCUCAGCAGACAGUGUACAGCCACCAUGUUCAGCUGGCUGAAGCGGGGCGGGGCUCGGGGCCAGCAGCCCGAGGCCAUCCGCACGGUGACCUCAGCCCUCAAGGAGCUGUACCGUGAAAAGCUGCUGCCUCUCGAGGAGCACUACCGCUUCGGGGCCUUCCAUUCACCAGCGCUGGAGGAUGCUGACUUUGACGGCAAGCCCAUGGUGCUGGUGGCCGGUCAGUACAGCACGGGCAAGACCAGCUUCAUCCAGUACCUGCUGGAGCAGGAGGUGCCCGGCUCCCGGGUGGGGCCUGAGCCCACCACCGACUGCUUCGUGGCCGUCAUGCAUGGUGACACCGAGGGCACCGUGCCUGGCAACGCCCUCGUCGUUGACCCAGACAAGCCCUUCCGCAAACUCAACCCCUUUGGGAACACCUUCCUCAACAGGUUCAUGUGCGCCCAGCUCCCCAAUCAGGUCCUGGAGAGCAUUAGUAUCAUCGACACCCCAGGCAUCCUGUCGGGGGCCAAACAGAGAGUGAGCCGCGGGUACGACUUCCCGGCGGUGCUGCGCUGGUUCGCCGAGCGCGUGGACCUCAUCAUCCUGCUCUUCGAUGCUCACAAGCUGGAGAUCUCAGACGAGUUCUCGGAGGCCAUCGGCGCCCUGCGAGGCCACGAGGACAAGAUCCGCGUGGUGCUCAACAAGGCCGACAUGGUGGAGACGCAGCAGCUGAUGCGCGUCUACGGGGCGCUCAUGUGGGCGCUGGGCAAGGUGGUGGGCACGCCCGAGGUGCUGCGCGUCUACAUCGGCUCCUUCUGGUCCCAGCCCCUCCUGGUACCCGACAACCGGCACCUCUUCGAGCUGGAGGAGCAGGACCUCUUCCGCGACAUCCAGGGCCUGCCGCGUCAUGCCGCACUGCGCAAGCUCAAUGAUCUGGUGAAGAGGGCCCGGCUGGUGCGGGUGAGCAGAAAUGGGGGGCUGGCUGAGCAGUAA
Physeter macrocephalus (sperm whale) is the source of this 1117-nucleotide messenger RNA. RefSeq names its product EH domain-containing protein 2. The transcript is spliced from 4 exons. The record is from RefSeq and is a predicted model, not a curated record. Gene Ontology annotation, cellular component: early endosome; plasma membrane; endocytic vesicle. Gene Ontology annotation, molecular function: GTP binding; cadherin binding. NCBI's taxonomy places the organism in Eukaryota, Metazoa, Chordata, Mammalia, Artiodactyla, Physeteridae. Bases 170 to 1117 code for a protein of 315 amino acids. Gene Ontology annotation, biological process: protein localization to plasma membrane; endocytosis; cilium assembly.